CUCACCGACAAAAAGGGGUGGGGCUAAGCUAUGAGCUGGAGUUCACCUGAUAAGUAUUAUAAGCCAUGGCACAAGUGCACGAGUUCAAGGUGGUGAUGACAUGUGAGGGUUGCUCCGGAGCAGUCAACAGAGUGUUGGGGAGAAAGCAAGAGGUGACCAAGACAGAGAUUGACAUGGAGGCUCAGAAGGUGACAGUUGAGUCCACUCUCUCAGCUGAGGAGCUGCUCGCAAUCCUCAAGAAGACUGGCAGAGAAUGUUCUUACAUUGGCAUCAAGCAAUAAACUGUUACUGCUAGUGAUAAUAUUAAAGUUAAACAUGCUACUAGCUCUAUAUAUACAUAAUAUGACUGUUAAACAGUAUAUAAUUUCAACCCUAGAAUUAUUGUUGCAUUAUUGCUUAUAUACAUGUAGCUCUGAAAUUUAAUGCUAAAAUAAGAAUUAUUGUUGCACAAAUAGAA
Molecule: messenger RNA, 457 nt
Organism: Halichondria panicea
Lineage: Eukaryota; Metazoa; Porifera; Demospongiae; Suberitida; Halichondriidae
Exons: 3
Coding region: 66-281 (71 amino acids)
Biological process (GO): copper ion transport
Cellular component (GO): cytosol
Molecular function (GO): metal ion binding; copper chaperone activity
Source: RefSeq, a predicted model, not a curated record